UAAUAUAGGUGCUUUAGUUGGAAUUUUCCAGAACAAAAUCUGGUAAUAAUGUCGGACACAACCCUAACCCUGGACACGGGCCCAGCAGAGAAUAAUCCGAGCAGCAAAGAAGCCCCCAAGUAUCGCCAUGACUGGUACCAGACUGCCUCUGACGUGUGUGUCAAUGUCAUGAUCAAAGGGCUCAAGAAAGAUCAAGUGCAAGUGGAAUUCACCGAAACGACUCUGCGUGUAACCAUUGAGUUGGUUGGAGAAAAUCCGUAUCUUCUUGAUCUGCAUCUGGCUCACUCCAUUGACUCCAGCAAAUGCAGUUUUAAAGUUUUAAGCACCAAGGUGGAGAUAAAGCUUCGGAAGGUGGAGCUCCAACAGUGGUGCAGCCUUGAGGAGACAGAUGCCACUAUAAAGAAGACUAAGAUGCCCUCAAUGCCAUCCAAGAGUGCGGAUGAAGUGGUGGCCAAAGACGAGGUUCAUAAGUACCCCACCUCAUCCCACCACUCUCGUGACUGGGACAAGCUCGUGGCAGAGGUUAAAAAGGAGGAAAAGGAAGAGAAGCUGGAGGGAGAUGCAGCUCUCAAUGGCCUGUUUCAGCAGAUAUACGCUGAUGGCAGUGAUGAGAUCAAGAAAGCUAUGAACAAAUCUUUUCAAGAGUCUGGAGGGACAGUGCUGAGUACCAACUGGUCAGAGAUUGGACAGAGCAAGGUAGAACGCAAGCCACCAGAUGGUAUGGAGUGGAAACAGUAUGAGAAAUAAACUUAAUACUUCUGAACUCUGAACUCUCCAGUUUUUGUUCAUCGUUGAUUUUUGUUCACUGUUUUGAUGAUACUUUCAGUAUCAACUGUUUGCUCAUUGUACUUAUUAUAAUUAUAACAGCGUACAUGUAUAUAAGAAGCUUUUUGCUAUUGAAA
Molecule: messenger RNA, 902 nt
Organism: Halichondria panicea
Lineage: Eukaryota; Metazoa; Porifera; Demospongiae; Suberitida; Halichondriidae
Product: protein SGT1 homolog
Exons: 4
Coding region: 49-747 (232 amino acids)
Molecular function (GO): protein-folding chaperone binding
Source: RefSeq, a predicted model, not a curated record